AUGUCAGUGGGGGCACCAAAUCAAACCCACAGCAAUCUAGAUCCCAAUCUAAAGAACAACAACGCAAUAGAAACUAAUCAGACAGCUAUCUACAAUAAAAGAGGAGAUGAUACUAUUAGAAACGGGUCUGAUAAGAUAACCAAUAACGGAAAUGGAAGAAAUGGAAAUACCACUACUAAGACAGUUCUGAACCCUUAUGCCAAGCCAGAAAUAAUCAUUCUCGACGACGAGGACGACGAGCCAAUCCCCCUGUCCAGCACAUCCAACAACAAUGAUAUCCCACUUCCUCCACCCAUCUAUCCUCCAAUCCAACACCAGCAACCACAACCACCAACACAAGUCGAGAAGAAACCAUUAACAACAACGAUACACCCAACGAUGAUUGCAAUUAGAAACAGAUGGCGGCGCGAUAUUACUCAAACCAUCCGUCGAGCAUUCCGAGGGUUGAAAUAUCAAGGAGAUACAAAUCUAUCAGAACUUGUUGAGAUUGGAUGUGGGUUAUAUGUGGGUAUAAAAGAUUAUUUCCUCCAUCCUGAGAAAUACACAUAUUUCAAUGAAGAUAUUGAAAUAUUUGGAGAAGAUAAAUUAGAUGAAUUAUGGUGCAAUGUGCAAUACUUAUCAUUAGUUGACGAACUCUUGACGGAAGAACUCCUUCGAUUUGGCUCUCUCGCUCUUCAAAUGAAAGUAAGAACUGUGGGGAAGGGGAGGGUUAAGAUGAAGGAUAUUAUUCAAUAUCUGGAAGAAGAAGCUGCUACUAUUGCAUUUGAGAAACUUUUCCAACUGAGGAUUGAGAGUUAUUUGGCACAUUUUGAGAACUUAAUGAAGGAAUUGAGUUAUGGAAUUUGUGAGCUGGAUAAUGUUGAUUGGCAGGUUAAUUCUCCUAUUGAUAAAUUUCUUAAUGAUGUUGAUUCUAGAAUUUUGUUGACAUAUAAUUUUUUAACUAAAAAGGGAGAAAGUCGGAUAAGUUUUUGUCGACUUUUAAUUAAAGAAUAUUGGAAAUGGGAUAGAGAUCCUGAUACAUAUGUGUAUAUUACUCCUGCAGUGUUUGGGGCGUUCUUAAAAGCUGAUCCUAAUAUUUCGAAAGUUCCUAGAGGGACUUUAACCAGUGGAAUCCAUAAACUUCAAUUGAAACCGGAACUUAAGGAAGAUCCUAUUAAUAGCGUGAAGAACUCCAGAAAACGUCAGAGGGGUAAAAAGAAGGACAAGAACAGCGGCAACUCGACGGUAAACACCGAUGGAUAUCGUGUUGGGAAGCGGAGUAAAAGGUCUAGGGGGAAGAAGAAGAAGCUGAAGGAAGGGAGAGAAAACCAAAGGAUCGAUCUGACUUGUCAAUAG
Molecule: messenger RNA, 1335 nt
Organism: Hemisphaericaspora subhashii
Lineage: Eukaryota; Fungi; Ascomycota; Pichiomycetes; Serinales; Debaryomycetaceae
Exons: 1
Coding region: 1-1335 (444 amino acids)
Source: RefSeq, a predicted model, not a curated record